AGACAUUCAGGUCUGAGGAAAACGCGGGAAAGAAGCAUUGACAUCGUCCUGCUGAACCAAUGGGCGGUGCUGAUCCGCAUGCGCGCGCACUCACUGGCGAACUGCACACUCGCGAGCGGCGUUGGUGUUGACGGUCCGUGAGUGGAUUCGGCUUGAAUAAUAUUACUGACCUACAUCUCUGAGACAGGCCUGCACAUUUGCGCAAACAUUUUGGUCGAAACGGCGAGCGCGCGGCACGAAACAGCAGGCAGGAUGAGCAAAGUCCAGGGCGGCAUGAAAUGUGUCAAAUACCUGCUGUUCGUCUUUAACUUCAUAUUCUGGCUGUCGGGCUCACUGGUGUUGGCUGUGGGAUUAUGGUUGAGGUUUGACCCAGACACGACCAACCUCUUAGACGAAAAUGAUGCCCCUGAGCACUUCUUCAUCGCGGUGUACAUCCUGAUCGGAGCGGGAGGUGUCAUGAUGUUGGUGGGGUUCUUCGGCUGCUUUGGGGCUGUGAGGGAGUCACAGUGUCUUCUGGGAUCGUUCUUCGCUUGCCUUCUUGUCAUUUUUGGCGCAGAGGUCGCUGCUGGAGUCUUUGGCUUUCUGAAUAAGGAUAAGAUCAUUCAGGAUGUCCAAAAGUAUUACCAGUCUGCUAUGGAAAUUAGCAACGGGACCGCUAUUACAUCCAUGUAUCACAAAGUGCUUGAAUGUUGCGGGACUGAGUCCUCUCGCCCUCCUGAUCUGUGCACUGAUGACAGUCAUGUCAAGAAUUGUGACAAAGCUAUAGAAGACUUCUUCAAAGAAAAACUCUUCAUAAUUGGAUAUGUUGGCAUCGGCAUCGCUGGAAUCAUGAUAAUUGGCAUGAUCUUCAGCAUGGUUCUAUGCUGCGCCAUUCGGAACAGCAGAGAAGUUAUUUAGGUUCCUCACGGUUCCCCUCUCAUCCAGUUGGACUGUUUCAAAGCCCACUGUCUUUGACCUCAUCAGACAGUCACAUUCAGGCUCGGGAAGCUGGUGGAGGUGGAGGAGCUCCCAUGAGGCAGUGUGGGUCUUGUGGUACUGUUUUGUGAUCAGCGUUCUAUUUCUGAUUGUUUCUGUCUUUUCCGCUCAUUGCAUUGUUUGAUGAUGACCUCCACUGCAUGGACUGCUACUGUAACUGCAUUAACCUUUAAAUUUUUUUUGUCUUUAAUUAGUUAUUACUGAAUCAUCACAAGGGGAAUCUUAAGUGUACAUCACGCUUUUUUAAAACUUGAUCUCCUUUAAUAGAAAGUAUCCCUUAAUAUUUCAGUUCCGACUUAAUGAAAAGACAUUUACUUGCUGAUGUAAAUAAGCUCCCGGUUGCCUCACUGAUCAACUAAUUUUCAUAUUAUUUUUAAUGUUA
Molecule: messenger RNA, 1357 nt
Organism: Cyprinus carpio (common carp)
Lineage: Eukaryota; Metazoa; Chordata; Actinopteri; Cypriniformes; Cyprinidae
Product: tetraspanin-2
Cellular component (GO): membrane
Source: RefSeq, a predicted model, not a curated record